UCUGGAGCGGGAAGUAGCCUGUAGCGCCGCCGUGUGUAGGCCCGGAUUGGAGCCGGCUGCUGGCUUUUACUCUACUGCCGGUACCUUCCCGCAGCACACGUGUUAGCGGUGGGCUGCAGCCGGCAAGAUGAGCAGCCGGGUGUGUAAGAACUGUGGCUGUACGGACAUAGAUGUAGACGCGGCCAGGGGAGAUGCGGUGUGUACGGGCUGCGGGUCGGUGCUGGAGGAUAACAUUAUCGUGUCUGAGGUGCAGUUCGUGGAGAGCGCAGGAGGAGGCUCCUCAGCGGUGGGACAGUUCGUGUCUUCAGAGUGUACUGGUAAAACCCCAUCGCUUGGUACUGGAUUUCAUACAAAUUUGGGAAAGGAAUCUCGUGCCCAGACGCUUCAAAACGGAAAGAGACAGAUCCACAAUUUAGGGGUACAGCUGCAACUCAACAAGCACUGCCUGGACACUGCCUUCAAUUUCUUCAAAAUGGCUGUCAGCAAGCACCUCACUCGCGGUAGGAAGAUGACGCACGUUAUAGCUGCCUGCCUUUACUUGGUCUGUAGGACAGAAGGAACUCCACAUAUGUUACUUGAUCUCAGCGACCUUCUUCAGGUGAACGUGUAUGUCCUGGGGAAAACCUUUCUUCUGCUGGCCAGAGAACUCUGCAUUAAUGCUCCGGCUAUAGAUCCCUGCCUGUACAUUCCACGUUUUGCACACAUGCUGGAGUUUGGUGAUAAGAAUCAUGAAGUUUCCAUGACUGCACUGAGACUGGUCCAGAGAAUGAAGAGGGAUUGGAUGCACACUGGUCGGCGACCGUCUGGGCUCUGUGGUGCCGCUCUUCUGGUUGCAUCCAGGAUGCAUGAUUUCCGACGCACCAUUAAAGAAGUCAUACGAGUGGUGAAAGUUUGUGAAUCGACACUGCGGAAGAGGCUAACCGAAUUUGAAGACACCCCAACGAGCCAGUUAACAAUAGAUGAAUUUAUGAAGGUUGAUUUGGACCAAGAAUGCGACCCUCCUUCCUUCACUGCAGGUCAGAGGAAGCAGCGACUACAACAGCUCCAACAAGAUCUGGCCAAAAAGCUGGAUGACGUGGAAGGAGAAAUUACAACCUACCAGGAUGAAAUUGAGAACGAGUUAGACAACAGUAGGCCGAAAGCAAGAGGAAUGUACGCUUCUUACAGUAAUGAAGAUAUGGAAGACACACCAAGCAUUUUGGAAGAUGAUCAGGAGGAUGAGGAACUGGAAGCAGCAGCCAGUCAUCUAAAUAAAGAUUUUUACAAUGAAAUGUCAGAGAAGGCUCAAUCACAUUGUUACAGCCCUACAAUAAAACCACUUCCUAUAGAAUCUCUUCUGGGACCACUGCCUACUGCUGCAAGCUUGGGGAUCACAGACUCUAUCAAGGAAUGUAUAGAUACUAAGGAACAAGAGAAAUGUGACAAUGCAGAAGACGGAGAGCUGGACCUUAAUGGGAUUGAUGACAAUGAAAUAGACAGGUAUAUUCUCAAUGAGAAAGAAUCUGAGAUCAAGACAGAACUGUGGAUGAGGGAGAAUGCAGAGUACCUGCGGGAACAGAAGGAGAAGGAGGAGAGAAUCGCUAAAGAAAAAGAGCUUGGCAUUUAUAAGGAGCAGAAGCCAAAGAAGCCUUCUAAACGCAGAGCUCCUAUCCAUGCCAGCACAGCCGGGGAAGCCAUUGAGAAAAUGCUGGAACAGAAGAAAAUCUCCAGCAAGAUUAACUACGAUGUGCUGAGAGACCUCAACAGCAAGGGGGGCAGCACUCCGAAACAGGAGAAGACCGAGCAAGAUGUCGGCAUCACAGAAAGCAAGCUCUCCCACCGGAAAUCAGCAGCCAAUAGAAACCUUACCAUGUCCCUUAACAACACAAACAAAAGAAUGAGGCCGCUAGUUUCUAUGCAACCAGCUAAGAAGGCAGCAACGGAGCAGGUAACUGUCAGAUUGCAUUUUGCUACCAGAAAGGUCAUUGUAAGUUGCAGCUACACAACAAAAGACAGUCAUGACUUGUUUAUGAAAUCCUCCCGGACGUCUGUUUACAGUUAGCGGGACAUAGAUUGU
Nanorana parkeri is the source of this 2056-nucleotide messenger RNA. RefSeq names its product BRF1, RNA polymerase III transcription initiation factor 90 kDa subunit (gene BRF1). The transcript is spliced from 16 exons. Gene Ontology annotation, cellular component: nucleus; transcription factor TFIIIB complex; transcription preinitiation complex. Gene Ontology annotation, biological process: DNA-templated transcription initiation; transcription by RNA polymerase III; transcription preinitiation complex assembly. Bases 128 to 2041 code for a protein of 637 amino acids. Lineage: Eukaryota; Metazoa; Chordata; Amphibia; Anura; Dicroglossidae. The record is from RefSeq and is a predicted model, not a curated record. Gene Ontology annotation, molecular function: TBP-class protein binding; RNA polymerase III type 3 promoter sequence-specific DNA binding; RNA polymerase III general transcription initiation factor activity.